UCAUUCGUCUCUGUCCGGACUAUGUUCUAUGCUGUAUUUAGGUCAUUAUUGUCCCCAGUAAUGAUUGGGGUGGUCAAGGACUCUUGGGCUGUGAUGUAGGAUACGGAUACCUCCAUCGGUUGCCAAAGGAUCCUAUGCAACAUCGGGUAGCAAGUAGAUCAGCGAAGGUGAAGGAAAAAGGCCCGAUAGAGUCGAAAAAGCAUAAAGAGAGCAAUUUGUCAUCAUCUACUUCAUCAGAAAAGAAGGAUUUGAGCACUACCGCGGAGCAUGUUCAGCAGGAAAGGGCCUCCGCAGUCCAAGAUUCUGUCUCUCCAGUGCAGGCAUCUGUGGGGAACAACAAUGAUUAUUCAGCAGAGCAUUUGACUACUUCUUUCCCAACGACAUCAUCAACAGAUGAACCUCACCCGACUCAAACACACAUACGCGCCAUUUCUAGUUCUUGUUCCUCCUCCAGCAGUGGCGGCUCUUCAAACCCUUUGUUUGUUGAUGGUGUAGAGAAGCAAAAAGCUGAGGUUACUGCUUCUGUGGAUUCUGAGCCUUCAUCUCCGUCACAGCCACAGCCACAUUUGAACUUUAAGGGUCAGCAGGGAGAAGACAUAAAGAAAGAAUUGUCAUCAUCGCCAGAGAAUACUCCACGACGUAUGCCUCCACCAGCGAUGGCAGCCAGGAUGAUGCGCGGAGGUAUUCAUGGCAGGGGUGGAGGUCGUGUUGGUCAUGAUGGACAUUCCAUACGUACAAAGAUAUCCUUGGAGACCGCUCAGCAACAAGCACAACAGUACUCUGCAGAAUAUCGUGAUCAAAAGGCACAGUUAGAUUCAGAGGAGCAUGAGCAUGAGCAUGAGCAUGAGCAUGAGCAUGAGAAGGAAAAGGAAAAGGAGAAGAAGAAGGAAGGAAAGAAGGCAAACAUCGAUAGUAAGAGUGAGCUUCUUCCUCCUACACAAGUCGAGGCAGGAGUACGCUCACAACAUCUGGAUACUCGGACUAAGCGAACAGGAGACCAAUCUCCAGAAGGACCUCCAGUGUCUCCGGGUGUAGACUUUAGAGAUCGCGAUCAUGAGGUGGAGGGUAUGAUCCGUCAUAUGGCUCUUGGCGCAUCCGUGUUUACUAUCUGAUCGUUAGGUCUAUCCACCUGACCACACCCAGUUA
Molecule: messenger RNA, 1146 nt
Organism: Lobosporangium transversale
Lineage: Eukaryota; Fungi; Mortierellomycota; Mortierellomycetes; Mortierellales; Mortierellaceae
Exons: 2
Coding region: 135-1112 (325 amino acids)
Source: RefSeq, a predicted model, not a curated record